This is a messenger RNA of Emericellopsis atlantica, 1182 nucleotides long. RefSeq names its product triose-phosphate transporter family-domain-containing protein. The transcript has 3 exons. The coding region runs from base 1 to 1182 and encodes 393 amino acids. Gene Ontology annotation, molecular function: antiporter activity. Gene Ontology annotation, cellular component: endosome; Golgi apparatus; trans-Golgi network. Lineage: Eukaryota; Fungi; Ascomycota; Sordariomycetes; Hypocreales; Bionectriaceae. The record is from RefSeq and is a predicted model, not a curated record.
AUGGACAACCCGACCCAGCGUCACAACGGCAGCGGCGGCCACUUCCAGGACGGCGACGAGGAUCCAGAGGCUGGCUUCGCACAGAAACAGACGCACGGCGCCGAGUCGCGCACGCUGAGCCUGCAUCCCUCGUUCUACAUCCUCAGCUGGAUCUUCUUCUCCAACUGCACCAUCCUCUUCAACAAGUGGCUCAUUGACAAUGCGGGCUUCCGCUACCCUAUCCUCCUGACCUGCUGGCACCUCGUCUUUGCGACCGCCGCGACGCAGCUGCUCGCCAGGACAACCUCGCUGCUCGAGUCGCGCCACACCCUGCCCAUCGACCGUCGCUUCUUCCUGCGUACCAUCCUCCCCAUUGGCAUCCUAUACUCGGGCUCGCUCGUCUGCUCCAAUGUCGUCUACCUCUACCUCUCGGUGCCCUUUAUCCAGAUGCUCAAGUCGGCCUCGCCCGUCGUGGUGCUCUUCUUCUCCUGGGUCUGGGGCAUCGCCAAUCCCACCAUGUCGACCCUCCUCAACAUUCUCGUCAUCGUCCUCGGUGUGGCCAUUGCCAGCGCGGGCGAGAUCCAGUUCUCGUGGCUGGGGUUCAUGUACCAGGUCGGAGGCACCGUCUUCGAGGCGAUGCGCCUGGUCCUGAUCCAGGUCAUGCUCAGCUCCGAGGGUCUGCAGAUGGACCCCCUCGUCGGUCUCUACUACUAUGCCCCUGUCUGCGCCGUCAUGAACAUGUUUGUCGCGCUGUGGAGCGAGGUCCCCAAGUUUGAGAUGCAACACUUGUGGGAUGCGGGCAUCUUCAUGCUUCUGCUGAACGCGCUUGUCGCGUUCAUGCUCAACAUUGCGAGCGUGUGUCUGAUUGGCAAGACGUCUGGUCUCGUCAUGACCCUCACUGGCAUCCUCAAGUCGAUUCUCCUCGUCAUCAUCUCCGUCAUCAUCUGGCAGACCACCAUCUCCCCCCUCCAGUUCUUCGGCUACUCCGUCGCCCUCUGCGGCCUGGUCUACUACUCCCUCGGCUACGAGACCCUCUCCAAGGGCUACCACAUGGCCUCGUCGUGGGCAGGCGACACAUGGAAGUCCGGUCGCGAGGGCCAGUGGACACCGGAGCGCCGCCGCUGCAUCCUCGUCACUGGCAUCCUGGCCUUCAUCAGCCUCUGCAUCAUGCGGGGGGCACGAGGACUGCAUCCGAGUCAAUGA